This is a messenger RNA of Eremothecium gossypii ATCC 10895, 2370 nucleotides long. RefSeq lists its product as uncharacterized. Gene Ontology annotation, molecular function: GTPase binding. Lineage: Eukaryota; Fungi; Ascomycota; Saccharomycetes; Saccharomycetales; Saccharomycetaceae. The record is from RefSeq and is marked provisional. Bases 1 to 2370 code for a protein of 789 amino acids. The transcript has a single exon.
AUGAACUUUCAAGAGCCGUGGUCCGCUGCCACAAAUGCGGACGGCUUUAGUCUCAACAGUGACUCACGAACUCAAAAGGUCAAGGAAUCCUUAAAAUUGCUGAAGGAUACUUCAGAUCCAUGGUCAGCGCUAGCGUUGCUUAUAAGUGAGGAGGAGAGCCAAGUUGGUCGUUUCAAGCAGCUACUCCAGCAAGUAGCGGGUCAAGUUAACGACAUUAGCAGGACAUCUGUACCUCUGCUUGUGUACGCGAUUGUGUUCAAUCAUCCCGAGUAUAUCGAGUUGCUACACGAGACAAGGGAUCUGGAUGUCAAUAUUGCAGAUGGGUUGACAUCAUACUCUCCAUUAAUGUGGUGCUUCCAUUUACAACAGCAGGAGUGUUGUGUUGAGCUACUGAAUUACCAGGAUGAACUGCAAUUUGAUUACCGCAAUAGUAGCAGCGCCACUGCUCUCGACUUACUGGUCCCGGGGACUGAAAUGUACGAAUUUGCCGAGCACCAUGGAUUAUUAGAAUUAAAACACUCUCCAAAGGUUGAAGACAUAUUUGGAUCAUCUGGGGACUUAUACAAGGCGCCUGUUAGACUUGACGAACUUGAUCGGACCAUGAAUGAUAAAAUUCGCCUACAGACGGUUGGUUUAGCUGUUGCAGAUGAGGCGGGUAUAUCUGCUAGUUUAUAUCAACCGCCAGAUACUGGGAGGCCCACUACACAGGAAGCUGCUACUAUUCUCUUUGAUUACGAGCGACUUUUACCUGGCCAAUUUAUCGAAUUUGCAGACUUUGAUAUUAUCCAGAUUUUGGACACACUUGUUGAUUUGCCUCAGCGCAGGCCACAUGAUACUGUUUGCCCAGCUGCACUGAUAUUCCAGUGUCUGCGCUAUGCAAGAAGGAAAAGUCAGCGUUCCGAAUUGGUAGAGAGUACUUUUCACCUGUCGAUCACGAGAAUCUUAUCUUCUCAACAAGCAAACCUUGGUGGAGUGGUGACAGGAAAUAACGGCGAUAUAGUAAGCCUGUCAUAUUGGCUAAGUUGUCUGGCGUUUCUGUAUUACUUCCUGUAUCGGGAUGAAACAUUCUUUCGCACGCAUCCACUUCUCCUGCAGGAGCUCAUAAAUGCAAUGCAAUCUUUAAUGAUGGAGUUAUGUUCUUCCGUCCACUCUCGAGUGGAAAAACUUCUCGUACCCGCAAUUCUGUCUCACACCACUAUCAUUGAUGUAAAGCAGACGCUUUAUAAGAAAGACUGGAACUUCUUCAAGAAGAAGAGACAGUCGCAUAAAAAGGGGCCAGAUUCAUAUGACGAAAUCCUGCGCAUGUUAUAUCCUCCCUCAAUCGAGGAACAGAUGAAACCUGCUCCGAUAAAAAUUGUCCAAAUUUUUGGUGCACUAGCUUAUGUGUUAGAAUCCCAUCAGGUGCAUCCGCUUCUAUCGAUGCAAUGUCUAUCAACAAGUAUUGAAUGGUUUUCCACGUCUAUAUUUAACAUCAUGGUUAGCAGUAAAAAAUAUCUGUCAAGGGCCCAAGCAAUGCAAAUAAGGCUAAACCUUUCAACAAUUGAAGAUUGGGUUAAAAACCAUGACAUGACUGUCCCCAAAUCUAAAAUGGUUGAUACCUUUAUUUGGGAAAGAUUCCCAUACACUUUGCUAAAGCCAAUCUCAGAAAUUAAUCUGAAGCAACGGACACUAAGAAAUAUAACGAUGUAUGCUCCCGUUAAGAAGGAAGAGGAACUUGUAAUGGAUCCAACAAAUACCCUGUUCUACUACCAGUCAUUCAGCCGUAUUGCACAGAUACAUCUAGAACCUGUCCACCAAUUAUUGCAAUGGCUACAAGUGGCCUCCUCUAUUGAUGAUGAGGCCUCUCUAUCGAAUGCUAUGAAUUUAUUAAAUGCAUUAAAUCCUGCGCAAUUACUAAAGGUGGUUGAAAAAUAUCGCUAUGAAGUCGAUGAAAAACGGUUUGACUCUAACCUCAAGAAACAGCUGGCUAAUAUGGCUAAAAAUGAAAGCUGCAGUGUGCUUUUCCCUGAGAAAACGCAGCCGUUGGUGAUUUUGCCCAUGAUGAGCGAACUCACUGAACUAUAUGUCACCGUUCCCGAUGCAUAUAGGUUUGUUCCACUACUACCAGAUGAUGUCAGAGAAGAUAUUGAGAUUCUUCACGAGCGCAACGUACGGGACAGAUCUUUGGAAGUACAGCAGACGAAGCAAGAGCCUUCUAUUACUGAUGACGAAAAUGAGGAGGAUGAUACUAGCUCAAAUGAUCAUAGGAAGAGCACCACGUAUGAACCUUCAGAGAAUGGCAAUAUAUUUGGCACAAUAAAUGCACCUGGUAAUGCAAUUCAACGAGGUGACUGGCAAGAAUCAUCUACGAUUGAAGAAAAUCCAUGGUAA